AUAUCUACACAUAUGACUUCUACUUAUUUUUGAUACAAAUGGAACCCCAUACCACUUAAGAAACUUUUAAGAUCUUUGUGAGAGCGGUGUGCAAGGGAUGGGACAUGGAAAGAAUUAUUGCUACAGAUGUUAGUGUUAAAGAAAUAUAAAACAGUAGCUGAUCUUGCUAUGAUUUAGCGUUUUGUCCUACACCCUCCGAUGAGGUAGGUGGCGGUAUGACCCUCUAGCGGGUAUAAGAAAAGCAUUAGUCCUUGUGUGACCUCAGGUUCGCGGGUUUCCAUCCAGCCAGUCUGUAAUGGCCCAGCUGCUCCCGAAGAAGCUUUACUGUCUUCACAGCUCGGUGAAACGCUGUAUAUUUCCUUGCAUAUCACUCGCAGGUUCCCAGCCAGUGUCCCCAGCUGUCCCGACUUCCUUCCUCCACAGUCACGGAGCUCAGCUGAGCUCCAACCGGACGUCGUUGGUCCGCUGCGGGCGGCAGAAGUAUGAGCGGCAGUACCCGGUGCUCCUGGUCCGCCCGGACGGCUCCACUGUUAGCAUCAGAUACCAGGAGCCCAGGCGGCUUCUCCUGAUGCCUGUAAACCUGUCGACUCUGUCUGAAGAGGAGCGCCGCUCUCGCCAGAAGAGGAGGGAAGUGAAGAAGACCAAAACACAGACAGUAGAUCUGUAUGAAGAUGACUUUAAGGUGGACAGCUACAGCCACUUGUGGAAAAAGAAAUGACUCCUGUAUUCACUGAUGUAAAAUUAGACUAAAUAGUUAGAACUGUAAAAACGAUGUGUUUAUGUUGUGGCAGUAUUUGGCAGAACUACUACCACCUAGUGUCCUGAUUCGGAUGGCAGUGUGUGGCAUCUAUCUGGAACAUGUAAAGCUGAUCUGUUUGAUAUUCUCUGGCAUGCUGGUGAUCAUCAGGUUACCAUAGCAGCAGGUUGUACUGAGCCAUGCUGGUGGUAGCAUUCCAACAUUUCCAGCUCCAGGAGUCACUGUAGUAGCUAUAGAUCCUCCUUCAGACAUCACAUCAACCAGUUUUAUACUACAUGAUGAUAAAUACAUUACAUACCACUAUCAUUUCAUUUAAUAUCUAUAAAAUUAAGUCAAAACCUUGUGAUGAAAUGUUCCACAUGUAUGAGCUGAUUAAAGGACUAAAUCCUUACUGUAUUCAAUUUAAAUAAAAAAACCCUGUACUGAUCCCAAAGGGAAA
Molecule: messenger RNA, 1196 nt
Organism: Poecilia reticulata (guppy)
Lineage: Eukaryota; Metazoa; Chordata; Actinopteri; Cyprinodontiformes; Poeciliidae
Gene: mrpl55
Product: mitochondrial ribosomal protein L55
Biological process (GO): translation
Cellular component (GO): mitochondrial large ribosomal subunit
Molecular function (GO): structural constituent of ribosome
Source: RefSeq, a predicted model, not a curated record